AACAAUUCAUUUCUAUCGUUUCCCAUAAGAUCCUAUCACUGCCACUUCUCUGUUUCCAAUCUUAGAAUUUUGUACGAUCGCCUCCUGGAAGUUAGAGCUGACCCACCAUCGCAUUUUCUUGGUGCCCGAACAGAAGCGCGGACACCCGCUAGCUCUGGACUUUACCGGACUCAAGGGGUGGUCAGAAGGUUAUAUUACUAUCUGCGCCCUUGCACCCUGCGGUCUUGAUCGUUAUCUAUCGAUCAUCCUGAAGAUCAGUCGCUCGAGCGUACCGAUUGCGACGCAUAACAAUCAACAUGGUCGAGUCUAACGUUGACAAGUACAUCGAGAACGCAGAGAAGGAUGCCAGCCCAGAUCGUUUCGGACCUCCAGUCGUGGAUCCAGAGAAGGAAGAAAGACAUGAACAGAUUGCGCGAACAUCCACAGUAUCAAGCUCCUCCACAUCAUCCUCGGAAGCGUCAGACAUCGAGCGCGAGGCUGCCAUGUCUCGCGUACCCACACAACGCGACACUGGUACAGAACUUGAGCGCCACGAGACAGCCUUGAGCCGAAUUCACACUCAGCGCAGCCAACACUCUGGAACAGUAGGUGCCAGCUUACGAAGUAGGAUGAGUAGGAAACCGUUGCCAGCCUUUGGAGCAGGGAAGCCGUACCCACCACCACUACCGGAGCGCGAGGCGUAUGUUGUGGAAUUCGAUGGGCAUGACGAUCCUUUGCAUGCCCAGAACUGGCCGUUGAAGAAGAAGCUUGUGACCGCUGCUAUGCUCGGCUUCACAACCCUUACGGCUGCGUUCGGUUCGAGUAUUAUCUCGAGUGCGACGGGGGCUAUUGCGCAGAUCUAUGGUGUCGGAUCCGUUGUUGCGACACUUGCGACCUCGCUCUACGUUCUUGGGUUUGCAACAGGUCCUAUCCUAUGGGCGCCUUUCUCUGAGCUGAAGGGUCGACGACUACCGCUCGUUAUUGCCUCUUUUGGUUUCUCCAUCUUCAACAUCUCAGUCGCAGUAUCCAAGGAUCUACAGACUCUACUAAUCUGUCGAUUUUUCAGUGGCUUUUUUGGAGCUUGUCCUCUCACUUGUGUCGCCGCCGUCUUCUCUGACAUGUUCGACAAUCGCACUCGUGGAAUGGCCAUCACUAUCUUCUCCAUGACUGUCUUCACCGGCCCGCUUAUGGCACCCUUUAUCGGUGGCUUCAUCGUCAUGUCUGACCUCGGCUACCGCUGGACAGAGUACAUUGUAUCCUUUAUGGGUUUCUUCUGCUUUGCCUGCAACCUGCUUUUCCUUUCCGAGUCCUACCCACCCCAGAUCCUCGUCAGCAAAGCUGCUGAGCUGCGUCGCCGGACUAAGAAUUGGGGCAUCCACGCCAAACAAGAGGAAAUCGAGAUUGACUUCAUGGAGCUCAUCGAGAAGAACUUCUCCAGGCCGCUCAAGAUGUUGGUCACUGAGCGCAUUGUGCUGCUUCUGAGCAUCUAUAUGGCUUUCAUCUACGGACUGCUUUACCUCUUCCUUACGGCCUACCCAUUGGUAUUCCAGGGUGUCCACGGUAUGAACCUCGGUGUUGGAGGCCUUCCGUUCUUUGGUAUGAUUAUUGGUCAGCUGCUUGCUGGUACUCUGAUAUUCGCGCGCCAGCCAGGAUACCAAAAGAAGCUCGCUGCAAACAAUAACAUUCCCAUCCCUGAGUGGCGUCUGCCGGAAGUUAUCGUUGGAGGUGCGUGCUUUGCGGUUGGUCUUUUCUGGUUUGGUUGGACAGGAUACAACCCUAACAUUCACUGGAUCGUCCCCACCAUUUCUGGUAUACUCACCGGUUUCGGCCUCCUCGCUAUCUUUCUCCAAGCGCUCAACUACCUCGUCGAUGCAUACCUCAUGUUCGCUGCGUCUGCCAUCGCCGCCAACACGUUCCUGCGUAGCUUGUGUGGAGCUGCAUUCCCUCUCUUCGCACGCCAGAUGUUCGAGGGUAUGGGCAUUCAGUGGGCCUCCACUAUGCUCGGCAUUCUCGCCGUAUUGUUGAUUCCUGUACCUGUGUGGUUCUACUUCAGAGGUGCAAAGAUCAGGGAGAAAAGCGCUUAUGCGCCAACCUUCCCCAAGCCGGCUGCGGCGGAGGUAGAGGAGUUAUCCCAAGAGUAA
This is a messenger RNA of Macroventuria anomochaeta, 2120 nucleotides long. RefSeq names its product major facilitator superfamily. The transcript has 3 exons. Gene Ontology annotation, biological process: transmembrane transport. Lineage: Eukaryota; Fungi; Ascomycota; Dothideomycetes; Pleosporales; Didymellaceae. Gene Ontology annotation, molecular function: transmembrane transporter activity. Bases 297 to 2120 code for a protein of 607 amino acids. The record is from RefSeq and is a predicted model, not a curated record.